Molecule: messenger RNA, 1221 nt
Organism: Candidula unifasciata
Lineage: Eukaryota; Metazoa; Mollusca; Gastropoda; Stylommatophora; Geomitridae
Source: the annotation of a GenBank genome assembly
AUGAAGAGAAUGAAUUCAGGAUUAUCGUGUGAUGUGGUUAAGCCAUGGCAGGCGUUAUUCGGGAAACUUCCAAAACGACUGCAGUUUUGGAAAAGUCACUCUUAUGAAGAGUGUUCAGCCAUGUCAGUAUUUCAAACGACGGUACUCCUUGUGAUUGUUGCCGUCUGCUGGAGUGCUCUGCCCAGCUUUUUCACUUGCUCGACAACCGCCACGUACGAUGGCUACGUUCACCCGGACUUCCAGGAGGUCAAGGAUGUUUUUGGGGGUCUUGUAGAUUACAGCCACUAUGUACACGGAUACUGGCCAGAGUUUCGCCAAACUGGCAAGGAGAAUGUGACAUUGGGAAUGCUUUUAAGUCACCAGGCUGGGCUGGUGUCUCUGGAUCGACAGCUUUCGUUGCUGGAAUACCGCGACAACUGGGCAGAAAUAGAAGAGCUGAUGGCCAAAUCUAAGCCUGCCUGGCCACCAGGAACCAGAUACUCAUACCACGCCUACACCUAUGGAAUGUUUGCCGACGCAGUCGUGAGAAAAGUUGACACUAAGCACCGAAAUAUCUCGCAGUUUUUCAAGGAAGAAAUUGCAGAGCCUUUCGGAAUUGAUUUCCACGUGGGCUUGCCCCCGGAGUUACACCACCGUGUGGCCAGGGGCCGUUUCACACCCAUCUGGGAGCUAUUAGCAGGGGCCUUUCUUCUGAAACCUUAUCGAUGGAAAUGGCUGCCAGAACUCUUACCUGGCAGCACGGUACACAGAUCAAUGAAUGUGUUCGACAUUAUGAACGAUAUGAACGUGAUGAACGACCCUGAACUGCAAGCUAUUGGCAUGCCUUCAGCUGUGGGGUUUGGCACAGCAAGAAGCUUAGCCGAGCUCUACGACUACUUAGCCAAUGAAGGAUCCAUCCACGGAAGGCAGUUACUGUCAAAACGUCAGGUAGCGGCGCUGUCUACGCCAGCAACAGAGAAUAUACCAGUAAUUGCAGUUCCUGAUGAACCAUUCGCCAUGGGUACAGCUGUAGGCAAGAGUAUCCAGGGUCGGCUAAUUUUCGGCCAUCGGGGCUAUGGCGGCCAAAAUGCCUUUGCUGACCCAGGCAACAGACUUGGCGUGUCCUAUGUCACCAACUUUAACAGCAGGUACUCUGACACUGACGAUCCGAGGGUCAUUGAUCUCCUCCGUGUAUUUUAUAAGUGCAUGCACAAAUAUAGUCUUCGAAACCAGAAGCGAUAG